Messenger RNA from Cajanus cajan (pigeon pea), 2307 nucleotides. RefSeq lists its product as uncharacterized. NCBI's taxonomy places the organism in Eukaryota, Viridiplantae, Streptophyta, Magnoliopsida, Fabales, Fabaceae. The record is from RefSeq and is a predicted model, not a curated record.
UCCUCAACUCAAUCUGUUACUACUUUAUUUCAGAAAGAACCUGAUUCUCUGAAUUACUUUUCUCUCUUGCUCUUCCUUGCCUUUUUAUUUCCGUGGACACCACUCAUUGCUGUGCUUGAUUUGGUUUUUGGAUGAAAGAAACGAAAGGCGGUGAAUUGAUCAAGUGAGAAGAAAUGGACAAAACCAUGGGUGUUUUCUCAACCGCCAAACGACACAUUAAUAAACAACAAUCUGCUUCUUCUCGGGGUUUGAAUGCGAGUCUCCAGUUUUCGGAGAAAUCAAAGAAGGAGAAGGUGAAAAGUUUGAGUGCCGUCGCCAAAGCAUUAUCAAUGGGUUGCCGUGUCUCUCACUCGCCAAAACCAGCCAACAAAUUUCAGCUUCCCAGAAAGUUUCUCAAGGAUUGCAAUGGCGUUGAUCAUGCCUCUGUUCCUCGGAAGAUACGUUCAGCUGUGAAGAAACGAGGACGCGAAUCCGUGUUUGGUGAUUCAGAAAAGGUGAACCAUAGGAUGAAUGGAAUGGAAUCUCCUCAAAAAGAGGGCAUAAAGAAAUCUAAAAAACAAAGAAGCCCGGGCUGGUCCACGAGGCAAGCUUUACCCGGGCCCAUUACGAAAGAUGAGGAAGAGGUUGUGGAGACUCUCUAUGCCUUGGCUGGAAUGUUCCCUGAUAAUGGCUCUAAUGCCAAGAGUGAACUAGACAGUGAAUCUUUUCCAGAAAACUCCACGGUUUUGCAGGACCAAGAGGAGAGUCAUUGUGCUAAUGUUACUAUUGAAGUCUCGGGAACUACUCAGGAUGCUGGACAAACAUCACCUACGGGGUGUAAAAGAACCAGUUCUUUACACGAAACAAUUGGUCAAGAACAGUCUGAUUUUCCUCAGAGUGCUAAGUUCUUGGUUGCUAGUCAAAGCACUGCUGGAAAAAUAAAUCUGCAAGCCGUGCAUAGGAUGGUGGUUAAGAGUGAAAAUGGCAGCAAAGUUGCAUCACACGACUCUGAAUUGUCUCUGGAAAUGGGAUUAAAUGUGCCCAUACAACCACAGAUUUCGCAUAUCGGGAGGAAAUCAGAUGUGGAAUUUCAGACGGCCGGAGGCAUUUAUUGUAAGAAAGAACAACAUUUAAUCAAGUACCAAAAAGAAACUGAAGGUCCAGCAUUGUGGCCAGGGUUGUCUUCGACUGCUUCUGCUGGGAUUAGUGCUUCUUAUUUGCAGUCUUCUGCUGCUAAAGCUCCAGAUUGGCUGAAUUCUGCUAUUGGUGCACCGAAACAGGAUUUGAUGGAAGGUUGUUUUUCUGGUGGAAAGAUUUCCGAUAUUGUUACUCAUAAAAAGGCAUGGAAGAAGUGUGCAGCUCAUGUUCACAUAAGUCAUCUUAUCCGUAGCUUAGAAGUGUCUAAAAGAAAGGUGGACAAAGAACACGAGCUUUAUGAAUCUCAUCAAAUGAGAGUACACCAUGGAACAAAAUGUGGAGUUCUAAUGGAAGCCCAAAACUUGAAUUGGACGAAAAGUGGAAAUAGUUCUGCUACCGGAGCAGUUCAUUCUGCUACUACGAGUGCUUCACGUGAAACUAAGAAUGGUAUUCUUCAUCAUGGCCUUUAUCAUGACAUAUCUCUGUCUCCUCAAAAGCAAAGUUUCAACUUCUUGUCCUUGUCAACUGGAGGUAGUGAAUUAAAGGUCAACGAAAGUCUUAAUAAAGGUGAAAGUAAAUUGGAACCAUUGUCAAAAUCGCAAGUGCCUUAUUUUCAGUCAUUACAACAGCAGCAUGGCCUCAUGCCCAUUCAAAGUCCGUAUUCCUCCUCUUUCCUCGAUCGGUUUCUUGUUGCAGGGCCACAGGUUCGGUUGCAGCAGCAGCAGCAGCCACCUCAUUAUUAUGGUACCCCAUUACGUGGAGCUCAUUUUAGUUCCUAUAAACAACAGCACCAAAACUUUUGGGCGGUGCAGCUAGCAGCUCAAGGUGGGUCUGCUGUUAAUUGCAGCAUUGUGAGGGCCCAAUAUCCUAACUGGCAAAGUGGUAGACAUGACACUUCUGUAGCGAGUCCUUAUGCCCUUUCCCAUUCCCCUGCAUCUUUAGAAGCGCUUGGAUCCAAGAUUACUUCAAUCUCUGAGCAGCACCUCUUCACCCUCCCUUCAUCAAGAUCAAAGCCAAAUGGGCAAGACACUCAUCUUCCUUCUUCUGUAUGUGAAGAAAGUAAAGGUAGGUUCCGUAGUAGUAGUGGUACCCCAUCGCUGCAAUUGUUAUGCGAUGAGCGUAUCUGAAAUUGAGUAAUUGACCACAAAGGAUAAGGCAUAGAAAUAUAGUAUUUUCAUUGUUGAAUUUCUG